Molecule: messenger RNA, 801 nt
Organism: Lottia gigantea (owl limpet)
Lineage: Eukaryota; Metazoa; Mollusca; Gastropoda; Lottiidae
Exons: 7
Coding region: 1-801 (266 amino acids)
Source: RefSeq, a predicted model, not a curated record
AUGUUCAUAGUAAUUGUUUUAGCACUAAUCAGCACCGUGGAUUGUGAGGUGCAACAGGUGAUCGCUACCGUUGCAGUGUCAUAUAGAUAUAGCAUGGUUGUUUCUAUCCAGAAGUAUAGCGCCAUUACUGCUAAAUUUACAGGAAAAGCCGCCUUAGGAAAAUGCGUUCAUCCAGAUUCUGGAAAAAAGAUAUCGCAUGGUGGGCGGUUUCAAAUUAGUAGCAGUGGACCUUGUAUAGAAUAUACAUGUCAAAAUGGUGGUUAUUCAGCUACAUCUGUUGCUUGUAGUAAUGAUGAUGGAAGCUGCACGCCAAUUGGCUCCAUCAAACAAAUUUCCAACUGUCUUCAACAACAAUGUAAGACUAGUGGUGGUCAUGUAGGAUUUGCAACCACUAAAGAAGGUUGUAUGGUAAGAUCUAAUGGUCGAAGUUAUGAGUGUGUUCCAGUCGGUCAGUCAGUCACUGAAGAUUGUAUCACUAAGCGAUGUAGUUUAAAUGGUAACACCUAUAGGUUGCAAGUUCAUGAUGCCAAAUGUAAAAUUGGUGGGCAAUGUAAACCAGUGGGAUCGUCAUGGACUGAACAAUGUCUUAAUGUUAAAUGUGAUAAACGUGAUUAUCCUGAUGGAAGUGUUCAGCUGAUACAGACUCGAUCUCCUGCAGGUUGCACUGACACCACGGGUAAAUGUCAUCAGGCUGGUGAAAAGGGAUACAGUACUGUAAAACAUGGUAGAUUGUAUACUGACUGUACCUGUAACUUAGAUGGACAUAAUUAUCGUUCAGUAUGCACCCAGACUACCAAAUAA